UUGCUUAUACGCGUCCAUACGUACUCAUUUACCAACACGUGGACGAACUCGCAAUCACGCAACAGCGUUUGAAACUCGAGGCAAACAUUACUUGUCCCCAAACGCAUUCCUGCAGUUCUGCUUGAUUGUCACAAGCCUUAGGGCCAUAAAUGGGUGAUGGGUGAGGGUACAACUGUAGCGCGUAGGGCCUGGCGUCCUUGACUGAGCAUUUUCCGUCAUGACGAGGGCCGCGAGGAGCCUGCUCGUGGCGUGCCUGCUAGCGGCACUUUCAACCAGUAAUGCGCAGCUGCAGAAUCCGCUGCUCGGCGCGGAGGGAGGCAAUCCGCCAUGGGCGCCUGCGCUGCCUGGGGGCCCGCCCAGCUACACAGACGUAGCAGUUUCGGCGUUGCUGGAGCGCGUGACCGCAUUCAGCACCUCGGAGAACACAUACCAUGCAGCCUGGUGGGUCAUCCUGACUUGGAAGGACGCGGGCGCCGGCGAGGCGGUGCGGGCGCGGUCCGCGCAGGUCAUGAACAACGCAAGCGACGUGUGCGCCCGCAGCUGCGACAGCAACGGCCUGCCCUCGGCCGGCUGCUGCGACGCCAUGUGGUUGCCGCACAUCGAGAUGCCAAACCUGAUCGGCUAUGACGAGGACCAGCUGCCGCGCUACCGCAUCAACGCCAACGCCACCAGCGGCGCUGUCAGCUGGUCUACCCGCAUCAUCGGGAGGUGGUACUCGCCACUGGACUUCCGAGCCUACCCCUUUGACCACCAGCACCUGCUGAUGGAGAUGGCCAUAGCGGACAGCCAGUCGCACGCGGUGGGGCUCAAGUGGGAGCACGUGGCCAAGCUCAACAACACCGCACACACCAAGGGCGCGGACCUGUCGGGCUGGCGUGUCAAGUGGGGCAAGGGCAAGUUGUACGACAGCCGUACUUGCCAGGCCUCAUACGGCGUCACCGCCCACAGGUACUAUGACGCCUCCAGCGCCUCCAGCGGCGAGCUGGCGGUGCUGGUGCAGUCCCUGCGUGUCACCGACCGCCACUACGCCGACAACUCGGGUCGCGGCACCACCGCCCCGGACUGGUGCGGCACCUACAGCUCCGUGUACGACGAGGCGCGGGCGCUGUACGGCCCCAUCGUGCUGGUGGCGGAUAUCAUGGUGAAGCGCGUGUCGUCUUACUACGUCAUGGCCAACCUGAUCCCAGUGCUCAUUAUCAGUCUGGUGGUGUUCGUGGUGUACUGCAUGCCCUGCAACGCGCUGGGAGACAGAAUGGUUGUGAUCAUGACUCUGUUUCUGAGUCUGACGGCUAUGCAGUUCGUGUUCGACUUCCCGCCCGCCAACUACCUGAACGCGCUGCAGCAGGUGGUGCUUGUGGCUUACGUGAUGAUGCUGGUGGCGUGUGUGGAGAGCCUGAUUGUCAACCGCAUUGCCACGCUGCCGGUGGUGCUCACCAACAAGCGCACCUGCUUCCAGAAGUACAGCACACUGCUCAGGCGCCAGACCAACGCCAGCGCGGGCGGCAGCGGCACGCUCACACGCCGCGUGUCUCGCGCCCUCACCUCCGCCUUCACAAAGUUCCGUGACAGUAAGGAGCUGCAGCGCGCGGGCUCAGACGCCGUGCUGGUGCCCUACUCCCCAGGCGCCGUCGCCGUCGCCGCCAACCUGGGCGGCGCCUCCGCCGGCGCCUCCGCCACCGCCCGCCGCGCCAUGGGCGUCGCCGGCACCGGCAUUGUCGUGGCCCCCGGCGGCGGCAUGGUGGUCCGGCGGACCGUGUCGCGGCAGCGCAGCGCCGCCCGCCGCGCGGCGGUGGCGGCCGCCUUUGCGGCGGCGGCGAACGCGGGCACCGGCACCGGCACCGGCACCCACACGGGCACGCACACGUCGGCGGCGCCCACGCCCAAGGGCGUCGGCAGCAGUGCGCCCAGCCGCACCGGCACCCUGAGCCGCUUGGCUGCCGCCAGUGGCGGCGGCGCCACCACCGCUGCUGAGGCCGCCGAUCCUGCUACAGCCGGCGCCAGCAGCAGCCGGCCGGACAGCGGCCACGUCCGGCGCGGCCGCGCCCCGGCGUCGCCGCUGCUUCCGCCGCCGCCCCUUGUGGUUGCGGACGCGGCUGGUGCGUGCCCCGCAGUGGCAGUUGCGAUGGGCUCGCGACCGCCGUCCGUCACCGCCCCCGCGCCCCUUCCCACUCCCUCCCACGCCGCGGCCGCGGCGGCCCUGCAACCUGCUGCCGCCAGCCCCAAAGCCGACCCCAACGCCAAUCCUGCGGGCUUCGGCUCCAUUGGCGGGCCUGCCGGCAGCUGCAGCCGCAACGGCGGCGACAUGCUGGAUCCUGUGGCCUACGGUGGCACAGCUUCCGUUCAUCUUGCCCCGCUGACCGGCAGCCACUUCGCGCCCGUCGCGGCGGUUGCGCCUAUGCCGGCCGCCUACCCCGAAUCUGCCGACGGCGGCGGCGGCGGCGGUGGUUGUUUCAACAAGACGUCUUCGGCGUCGACUGGCCCCAACGCCAUUGCCGGCGGCGGCUCCUGGCGGCUGCGGCGGCACGACGGCUGCUUUGGCCGAUUGUUUGGCUGCCUGGCGGCGGCGUGGGCGGCGGUGGCGGCGGCGUGUGGGCGCGCGGCGGCGGCUCCGGACCGGUUCUAUCAGAACUGCAAGGAGGACGCCGAGUUCGCCUGGUUCGUGGCAUCGCGCAUCGACAAGUACUGCUGCGUCGUGGCUGUGUGUCUGUACGUAGUGAUCAUCAGUGUGCUGCUGUGGGUGCAGACGCAGGUGGGCGACCACAAGAUGAUGCUGGGCGACCGGCCGGGAAAUAUGUAGCGAACUGGUUGCCGGGUCAACUUGGCAAAUGGCUUCCGCUCAUGCGGGCUCUCGGGGCCCGCAGCAAACUGGCUGUCCGCAUCGGGGAGCAAGGCACAGAUCUGGGAUACAUUAUUCAGGUUUGCGGUCAGAAGCGCCUGCAAGCUGGUUGACAGGCAUGAAACUGUUGAACGCGAGUGGGUGCCGCACGGCCCCAGAAUAAACGGUGUGGCACGUGAAUGAAUGCCGCAAGCCACGUGAGACGCAUGAUGACUGGACGAAGUACAGGAGCUUUGCGGUCGUAGUGGUACAUAUGGGUAGCACGGGUGCCAUGCAUUUCAAUGCUGUCUCGUGAUCGAGAUGCGAGCUCGAAAUGGGAGUUAUACAACUUGUUGUUGGAUGAACGGGGCUUCACCUUGAUGGACGGAGCGUUGUUUGGUGAACCUGCUUCCCCUGUACAUGGCAUCGGCUGGCACAGGUAGGGGGGUGCCAACAUUGCAGCGCUGCGUGGGGAACGUGGCGGUACGUAAGCAUGGUGUUCGUCCGCCCAUGCCAGGCGUUGGGUGCCGUGCACCAGUCGGGCGGGGCGGUCUUUGUUGUUGAGUAUUGUCCGGCGUUUAUCUCUGGAUCGCAAGUCAUAUCUUGAUUGGGAGGGUUGCAUUUGUGUUGCAAUUGUCAAUAUAGCGCAUUUGUGGUUGCGGCUAGGUGAGGAUAAUAACACAGACCACACCGCAUGCGUGGGCGCGUCCAGGUGUGCCGACGGGAAGCAAAUAGUGCCCUGGGCCGGAUGCGGCAUAGGCUUGCAGCCUUGCACACUGCGUGCACGGGUUGCAUGCACUCUAGCAUAUUGCACCAGGAGGUGUUGGGGGCUUGGAGCCUUGUACCAAAUCAUUGAUACAACUAAUUAUUGCAUGCGCUUGACGACAACUGCCAGGGUCGCACUUCCGUGUAAACUGUAAGCAGUAUGCUGU
Messenger RNA from Chlamydomonas reinhardtii, 3747 nucleotides. RefSeq lists its product as uncharacterized. The record is from RefSeq and is a predicted model, not a curated record. Gene Ontology annotation, molecular function: extracellular ligand-gated monoatomic ion channel activity; neurotransmitter receptor activity; transmembrane signaling receptor activity. NCBI's taxonomy places the organism in Eukaryota, Viridiplantae, Chlorophyta, Chlorophyceae, Chlamydomonadales, Chlamydomonadaceae. Bases 218 to 2797 code for a protein of 859 amino acids. The transcript is spliced from 14 exons. Gene Ontology annotation, biological process: signal transduction; regulation of membrane potential; chemical synaptic transmission. Gene Ontology annotation, cellular component: neuron projection; membrane; synapse.